This is a messenger RNA of Tachysurus fulvidraco (yellow catfish), 6863 nucleotides long. It is a transcript of the gene myt1lb, whose product is annotated as myelin transcription factor 1-like, b. The transcript has 23 exons. Gene Ontology annotation, biological process: regulation of transcription by RNA polymerase II. Gene Ontology annotation, cellular component: nucleus. NCBI's taxonomy places the organism in Eukaryota, Metazoa, Chordata, Actinopteri, Siluriformes, Bagridae. The record is from RefSeq and is a predicted model, not a curated record. Gene Ontology annotation, molecular function: zinc ion binding; RNA polymerase II cis-regulatory region sequence-specific DNA binding; DNA-binding transcription factor activity, RNA polymerase II-specific. Bases 549 to 4202 code for a protein of 1217 amino acids.
CACACACAGUAAAAUAGCAGUAGACUCUGGACUCGAUGCUCUUCCCCAGUCUCUGUUUUACCACUCUUCCUUUGUCUCCGUGUGUGUAUGGGUGGAGAGCUGCAGGCUGUGGAUGUGAGAGGCAUGAUGCUGAGGCUCCAGGCCCAUUGGUUGCCUGCCUUCAACCAUUAUCUCUCGCUUCCCUCUUCUGACAGUCUCCGUCUCUCUGUUUCUCCCUCCUCGCUCUCUGCACGCCCAUCAGCUUUCAACUCCUAAAAAAAUGAUUUGCAUUCAGAAGGAGAAAGGAACUUUCCAGCGUGCACACUAAACGAAACAGUGCGAGUGAGAACGCGUGCGAGAGAAGACGACUCUGGACGAAAGAGAGGAAGACAAUCAGGUACGACAACAACAAAAAGUUUGAGCGAAGACGCCGUUUCAUGAUUGAAAAUGAAACUGGAGGAGGAGUGGUGAACUCUUGAUGGGGGGUUCUUAUCUGAAGUUUACCACCGUGGGCUAAAGAUCAACUGAAGGUCUGGACCAAAGAGUAAUCAAACCUGCAUUCAGAUCAGAUGGAGGUGGAUGUAGCAGACAAGCGCCAUCGCACACGCUCGAAAGUGCCCUUGGAACCAGCAAUACAAGAGCUGUUCAGCUGCCCAGCACCGCAUUGUGAUGGGAUUGGGCACGUCAGUGGAAAAUAUGCAAGACAUCAGAGUGUGUACGGCUGCCCUGUGGCCAAGAAGAGGAGAACACAGGACAGACUGCCCCUAGAGCCCAUGGCCAAGAGGAAGGCCUUUCACACACACACAGAGCAGCAGCCCAUGGACAACUGCUACCACACAGAGAUUGUGGAGGAGAAAGACGAGGAAGAGGAAGAAGAGGAAGAAGCAGGCGAAGAGGAUGUGGAGGAAGAGGAAGAGGAGGAAGACGACGGAGAAGCCGAAGUAGAGGAGGACGUGGAGGAAGAGUACACGGAUAAUGAGGAACAAGUGGAGCAGGAUGAAGGCGAGGUAGAGAACGGAGAGGAGGAGGAAAUGGAGCAAGAAGAAGAGGAUGUGGUUGAAGAUGAGGAACGUGAGGAAGGAGAAGGUGAGGAUGAGGAAGAGGAAGAUGACGAUGAACAGGAAGAGGAGUUGGAGGAGGAAGAGCAGCAGCACAAUCAGGAUCAAGCUGGCAAUCAGGUAAAUGGGAUUUACAUCAAACCCAACCCAAUGGUAGAGAAGGAUGACAACAACAACGAUGAGUACGACAACUAUGAUGAGCUGGUGGCUAAGUCUCUGCUCAACCUGGGCAAGAUUGCAGAGGACGCUGCAUACCGAGCCAUGACGGAGUCUGAGAUGAACAGCAACUCCUCCCACAGUGCUGCAGAGGAAGAAGAGGAGGAGGAAGAUGAGGAAGAGGAAGAAGAGGAUGAUGAGGAAGAUGAGGAAGAAGACGAGGAGGAGGAGUGUGACAGUGGCUCUAAGAAGGGUGAGCUGAGCCUUGAUGUAGAUAGUGAUGUAGUAAAGGAGACUGUGGACUCUCUGAAACUCCUGGCCCAGGGUCAUGGAGCUGUGCUCUCUGACAACCUUGAAGAAAGGGCGUAUCAGGAAGAUGGAGUGAAAAAUGAGGACUGCAGCAGCAUGAAUGGCUUUGCUGGUUAUGGGUGUAAUGGUAAUGGUAGCAGUUGUGCACAAAACAAGGCCACUAGCAAUGGACAGAUGGUUGAGGAAAGCGAUGAGGAGGUGUGCUUGAGCAGUCUGGAGUGUCUGCGCAAUCAGUGCUUCGACUUGGCGCGCAAAUUAAGCGAAACAAAGCCGACAGAGCACCUCAGCCACAUUCAGGAGGGGCACCAGGACACUCUGUUGCACCAGGACAUGUAUGGAGAAUGCCAUCAGCAGCAGCACUCAGAGGAACGUCGCAUCCUGGAGCGCAACUAUUCGGACAUGGUCAACCUCAUGAAGCUGGAAGAGCAGCUCAGCCCACGCUCCAAAGCUCUGUCCAGCUGUGCCAGGGAGUAUGAUACUUACAGAGAUGAGGACACCACGUCAAUCACCUCGGACCGGUCAGACGACGGCUUCGACAUGACCAAGGGUAACCUGUCGCUGUUGGAGAAGGCCAUAGCACUUGAGUCUGAGCGGGCCAAGGCUAUGAGGGACAAGAUGGCCUCAGAGGCAGCCCGGAGAGACAGAUUGCAAUUGCACGAAGAGAACCAUGGCCUGAGACUCAGUUGUGCAGAAGAGCGUAAAGCCAGACUGCAUCACGAUGGCCUAAAGAAACCCUACUAUCAUAAAGAUUCCUCAAGGUCGGAGAAGAAAGAAAGUCGAUGCCCAACGCCGGGCUGCGAUGGCACAGGUCAUGUGACUGGAUUGUAUCCUCACCACCGAAGCCUGUCUGGUUGCCCACAUAAAGACAGAGUUCCUCCAGAAAUUCUUGCAAUGUAUGAAAAUGUUCUUAAGUGUCCUACACCUGGCUGCACAGGCCGUGGCCAUGUCAAUAGCAACAGGAACUCACAUCGAAGUCUCUCAGGAUGCCCGAUAGCAGCUGCUGAGAAACUGGCCAAAGCUCAUGAGAAACAUCAAGCCUGUAAUGGAACUAAGUCCAGCCAGGGAUCGGACCGCGUUCUGAGACCGUCCUCUGUCCUUUGCUCUUUUAGACCCAUGUGCUUUGUAAAGCAGCUGGAGAUCCCACAGUAUGGCUAUAAGAACAAUGUCCCCACAACCACCCCACGCUCCAACCUGGCCAAAGAGCUGGAGAAAUACUCCAAGACCAGCUUCGACUACAACGGCUACGACAACCAAAAUGUGUACGGCAAACGUGUCAUCGCUCCUAAAGUACAGGGUCGUGACACUUCACCCAAAGGAUACGAUGCUAAGCGAUACUGUAAGAACUCCAGCUCGGCGAGCAGCACCACCAGUAGUUAUGCUCCCAGUAGUAGCAGCAGCCUGAGCUGUGGAGGAGCUGCAGGAGCAGGAGGAGGAGGAGGAGGAAGCAGCGCUAGCAGCACCUGCAGCAAAAGCAGCUUUGACUACACGCAUGAUAUGGAAGCCGCCCACAUGGCCGCUACAGCCAUCCUCAACCUGUCCACACGAUGCAGAGAGAUGCCUCAGAGCCUGAGCGGCAAGCCACAGGAGCUCUGUACACAGGCAGAUGAUCUAGAUCCCUUCCAGGACAUUUUAGAGGACACUUCAUAUGCCACAGACGUCGCUAUCCCGAGCCCCAAGCCAAAAUUCGCCCCUUGCAAAGAGAGCAAGAAGGACCUGAUAACUCUUUCAGGUUGUCCUUUAGCUGAUAAAAGCAUUCGGAGUAUGAUGGCAACCAAUUCACAAGAACUCAAGUGCCCGACUCCGGGCUGCGAUGGCUCGGGACAUAUCACUGGAAAUUAUGCCUCCCACAGAAGUUUGUCAGGAUGUCCUCGGGCUCGUAAGAGUGGAAUAAAGAUUACUCACAGCAAAGAGGACAAGGAGGACCAGGAACCAAUCAGGUGUCCUGUUCCUGGCUGUGAUGGACAGGGUCACGUGACAGGGAAAUACGCGUCUCACCGCAGUGCGUCAGGUUGCCCACUGGCUGCCAAGCGGCAGAAGGACUGUUACAUGAACGGCACACAAUUCACAUGGAAGGCUGGGAAGACAGACGGCAUGUCCUGUCCCACUCCAGGCUGUGACGGCUCAGGUCAUGUCAGUGGCAGUUUUUUAACCCAUCGAAGUCUGUCGGGUUGUCCACGUGCUUCAUCAGCUAUGAAGAAGGCCAGACUAUCAGGAGUGGAGAUGCUUACAAUAAAACGGCCAAGCAAUGGUUUACACAGUGAUGAGGACAUUAAACAGCUGGAUGAAGAAAUCAAAGAUUUAAAUGAAUCCAAUUCACAGGUGGAGGCAGAUAUGAUCAAACUUAGAACACAGAUUACAACCAUGGAGUCUAAUCUGAAGUCAAUAGAGGAAGAAAACAAGGUGAUUGAACAGCAAAAUGAAUCUCUCCUGCAUGAGCUGGCCAACCUCAGCCAGUCACUGAUUAACAGUUUAGCUAAUAUCCAGCUCCCUCAUAUGAAACCGCCGCUACACAAAGAGCCUCCGAUUAGAAAUAACAGCUGUUUACAGUUGCAUCAGCGAGAUCCAAUAAACGAACAGAACUUUGACGCAUACGUGACGACUCUGACAGAUAUGUACACAAAUCAAGAGCAGUACCAGAGUCCAGAGAACAAAGCGCUACUGGAGAAUAUAAAACAAGCAGUACAAGGAAUCCAAGUCUAGCCACUCAGCAAACCUCAGAGCAAGGGGAAAGAAGGGGACGAUUAGGAAACAGGAGACAUGGGUUUGAAAUUGCCUCAUGGUUUGCUGCUGUAAUUUAGCAGACAGUGUUAAAUAUUCACAUAUGUUAUUUUUAAAAAAGAAAAAAAAAAGGUAUUAUGCUUACAAUUCAUGAUUUUUUUAUUUAUUUCUCUUUAUUUUUGGUCUUGCUUUGGAAAAUAUUUAAUGGCAAAAUAGUUUUUGAAAGCAUUUCACAUUUUGUACGUUUUCAUAUGGGCUCACAUAGUGUGAUGUAACAUUUCUAGCUGCUCAUGUAUGCACAUUUUAGUGUAUAUUUCUGAACAGUAAGGCAAACAAUAUUGGAUAUACAUUCUUUUUUAAUGCUUGCUGAUUUAAAAAAAAAAAAAAGGGAUUUUUGUUUGAGAGCGUUAACCUGCAUCAAAGUAAUGGACAUGCAAGGAUAUGCUGAGUGUAUCUCUUUUAUACCAGUUUAUUUUACAGUAGAACAAUGUACCUAUUUAUUUAAAAAAGAAAAAAGGGGGUUUAUUAGGUAUAUUGGGCUAAUAGUUAAUAAACUGGGAACUCAGUGUAUACCGACUUUUUAAACCAUUUUCUCCUUGGUGAAAUUUCUUUUUUAAUUUGGUGUGCCGAUUGUGAAAAUCUACAGACUGCGUAUUAUUUUUAAGCUAUGCUCGGGAGUUUUAUUACUGGCACCUGUACAUUGUGGGUCAAUGGAUACUUGAUGAAAACAAACAGUGGAAGGAACUCAACGUGACGAAUGUGUGUAUGUAUGUAUGUAUGUAUGUAUGUAUGUAUGUAUGUAUGUAUGUAUGUAUGUAUGUAUGUAUGUAUGUAUGUAUGUAUGUCACAGUUCUAUUGUAAACAUCAUGACACGGAAACCUAACGGUGGAAUUCCCAGAAACUUGGCAAUGAACAUUAACUGGUUUUGUGUUGGUAAAGAGCUUUUGUCGUUAAAUCUGCAUUAGUGUAAUGGCAGCAGAGGUUCGCCCCAGCAUCAGCGUUCAUUUUGCCUGAUUCGUAUAUCAGUAGCACGAGUCUCACAUCAUAUCAGCAAUAUACGACUUGACACCAUUUAUGGCGAUGAGCAGCAGUCUGUGGGGAGGAAAAAAUAACAGUUGGGCUUUAUGCAAUUUCCUGUUUGUAGGCAUUCGUGGGGAAACAAACGAAACUUUUUACUAUAAUGUAAAUGAUUGAUUUUUUUAUAUAAAUCUUGUUAUACAAAAUUUUUCAACAGGGGGUAUAGUAUACUUGGACAUUAAAUUUAGAGGCAAGCAGUGAUUUGUGAGAUUCCAUUUCCUUUAUUUAUGACUUUGCACGGGGACACCUUUGUUUCCAUGUUCUGAUGGUUUUACAUAAACUAAAGCAGUACUUGGGAAAUGGAAAAAGAAGGGUUUUGUAGAAUAAAUAUAUAUAAAUAGAAUUUAUGGAAGCGGGACUAACAGGGUCAUUGUCCCCACUUAUGUGCCAGUAGACUAUUUGCACUUGUCCUAAAGAUAUAUAGUUACUAAAUACUGGUGGUGUGCAAUCUCCAGGUGCAAUCUCGGCACACAAUCGGAACACAUUAUGUCAAGGAUGUUCAAUUGUUUCAGACAGAGACUGCAGGGAAUCUGAAUAAAAAUGAGGACUGUAUCUUUACCAGUAAUAGUAUGACUUUUUGGUAUUUUUUCUUUUUUUUCUUUCUUUUUUUUUGUUUUUUUGUAUCACCUAUAAUCAUUACAAAUCCCCAGCUGCACUUUAUGUCUAUCACUGUACAAAAUCAUCUGAGAAGAUGUAAAAAAAAAAAAAAGAAGAAGAAGAAAAACAACAAUAAUAAUAACAACAAUACGACGAGGAAAAUCUCAGUAUAAAGGGGCAGGAAGAUGGAGUCAGAUGUAAAAUUGCAGGAUGUUGCAGUUCUACUGUAUGUCUAGUUCCUCUCACAUUUUGUUAAGUAGCAACCAUGUUAAUACUUUGCCUUUUGGGGAGCGAAUACGAAGGUGCUCAUCUUUCACCGGAUCUCCAUUGUUGUACAGCUCGGUCCUCUUUUAGGGACAUCAUCCUCCAUAACCACAUACGCCUUUCAUCCCAGCAUUGUGUCUGCAGCUUUUUGCCAAUAUAGUAAUGCUUUCAAUAGAAUAAUAGCUAGUAUCAGUUUUUUUUAAAUAAAUUAUUGUUAUCAGUACAAUGGAAAAAGGAUUUAAAGCACAAACACGCUGCUCAUCUACUGUUGCUACAUUGAUAUAAAAUAAUUUUAAAAAAUAUAUCUGUGACUAUUUACCUUGGGAAAAAAACAAAACAAAAAAAGGUGUCACAUAUUAGAAUGCUGAACUUUCAUAUGAAUUAUUGUGAAUUCAUCAGAGUUUAUUUAUUUUAAAUUCUUUUCAUUUCAAGGUUGAUUUGAGUACUCAUCGAUGAAGACAGGAUUUUGUAUAAAUUGUGCUCUCUGUGGAACUGAAGUUUGAUUUAUUUUUGUACAACACAGCAUGAAUUUGUUGACGUUUUAAUUUUGCUAUAAAUGUGUAAGAUCACAAGUUGCUGUGAUUUUUUUUGUUUGUUUGUUUGUUUUGUUUUAUUUCAUUUUUAAAUUGUGGAAUUUGUACAACUUUUGUCAUGCUGGAUGUUGACACAUCUUACUCUGAAUAAAGAAAAAUUGUGUUGCCACAA